Molecule: messenger RNA, 893 nt
Organism: Enterobius vermicularis (human pinworm)
Lineage: Eukaryota; Metazoa; Nematoda; Chromadorea; Rhabditida; Oxyuridae
Source: the annotation of a GenBank genome assembly
GUUUUCUGGAUUGAUUACGAUUCAGUUUGCCAUUUCUUCGAUGUAUUCUAUGUUAAUUGGGACCCACAUAUAUUUCCAUUUUCGUAUUGUUUACAUGCACAAUGGUCGGCAGGUAAGGGACCGGUGAAAGAUCUGUACACAGUUGCAGAAAAUCCACAGUAUUCUUUAGAAUUAAACAACAAGUCUGGUACUUGCUCUGUUUGGAUUCUUCUGUCUCGUCAUAUAACUGACAGAGAGGACUUUGCAAACAAUAAAGAAUUUAUAACCGUCAUUGUUUACAAGUCGGGCAAGAAAAUCUAUUUUCCAGCCGAUCCGAAACCAAUUAUGGAUCCUAUCCGCAUUAAUAGUCCUCAUUUCCUUUGCCAGUUUCUUGUCAAGGAACCCGGUAUUCAAAAGUACACAUUAGUAGUUGCUCAGUAUGAGAAAACGAAUACUAUAUACUACACUCUUCGUGUAUAUUCGACGGCAGAAUUCAAACUUAAGAAAAUGAAAGUGCCAUAUACAGUGCAUAAAAGGGAAUGUGGCGAAUGGAAAGGAAGAACUGCUGGUGGAUGUGGUAACGGACUAAGUAGAGAAACAUACAAGAAUAACCCUAUAUAUCAUGUCUCGUUGGAUGAUGGCAGUGAUGAUAAUAGCUUGUUAAUUGAGCUCAAAGGCCCUAAAAACUUCAGUAUAGGAUUUGAAGUGAAGCAAGUAUCGUCCGCUAGGCAAAAGAAUUUUGAAAAGAAAGAUUCGGGAGCGUUUAGGCCUGGGUAUACAAUACUGGCACUGGAGUCCGUUCCCGCGGGAGUGUACAGUAUUCAGCCUAUGACAUUUAUACAAGGUCAGGAAGGUCCGUUCUUCCUGACAGUUGAAAGUUCUUGUGGAUUCACUAUGAAGAGAACUCAGUAAUU